This is a messenger RNA of Rattus rattus (black rat), 1657 nucleotides long. RefSeq lists its product as uncharacterized. NCBI's taxonomy places the organism in Eukaryota, Metazoa, Chordata, Mammalia, Rodentia, Muridae. The transcript is spliced from 2 exons. Bases 780 to 1394 code for a protein of 204 amino acids. The record is from RefSeq and is a predicted model, not a curated record.
AAAUUUUUAUUCUAGAAUAAAAGCACCACCUAAAUUUGUAUCGACCGGGUGUUGGAACCCUCCCCGGUUUACAAAGGUUGAGCAUCAUGCUUCCCCUUUGGUGUAUUAGGAUUCCCAUUUUAGAGACAGCCACUGGUGGCAAAGUCACUAGCCCAAGGUCACAGGAUAGUAAGAGUCAGGAUGGGUUAUUUCAGGUAGUCUUUUCCGAUGGGAGCACCUAUCGGGUGACGGGGAGGGGAGGGGAAAAAAAGAAUUAUGUAAUACAGCGGAGCGUGCUUCCGGUGCUCACUCUAGGAAACGGAUUUAUUUCCCAAGUAAAGUUUAUGUCUUCCACGGGGUCGGGAUAAGGUGUGGCUAGGAAAUUCCUGACACCCGAGGACCAGUGAGUGCCUCGCAAGCCUGUGAGGGGCGGAGACCCUGGCCUUGGAGGAGGAGAAGCCGGCCGGCCGGGCCUGAGGCGAGGCGCGCGGGCGAGCGGGGAGGGCCGGGCUGGGCCAGCCGCCCCUUCCCCCGCCGCCUCAAGGGCAGUGGCGAGCGCGGCGGGCGGGCCGGCCUGGGCUGUGCGGGUUCCCUGCGCGGCGCACUUGCGCACGGCCCCUUGCGUAACCGUCAGCGCCGGGGAUUCCCUAGAGGGGGGUCACUCUCUUCAACCAUUACACACAGCCGAGCUCCGCCGCGCCUCACAAAAUGGCGGCGCCCAUGGAUCCGGCGGCGGCCGCUCCCCGUCCCCAUUUUGUGCGAGGCGAGGGAUCUGUCAACAUGGAAUACCUCCGCCGAGGAUGCAUCUGAAUGGGAAGCCCGCGUCAGGGAACGGAGCCCGCGGGGACCGUGUUGCACGACGUCGGCGACUGCCCGGCGCUCCGUCCUCUUCCGUCUUCUCCGAGCGAAGCCUCCGAGGCCGCGCGCGCGCUGCGAGAAAGGCAGCGGAAGGCAGAGGCGGGCCGCGGCCGGCUGCUCCGGGGACUCGCGGCGGAGUGACGGCGGGCCGGGAUCCGGAGGGACGAGGACCGGGCGGGCCGCUGUCGUCAAGCGUGAGCCGGCCUGUCUCCCUCGUGCGCGCUCGCCGAGGGGCCGCGGAAGCUUCGGCUCGGGGAACGCGGAAUCGCGGUGCCUGCAGCGGCGGCCCAGGCGACCGGCCAGACGCGCUCGGCAGACGAGUGCACCGUAGGGACGGAGACGGCACGAUCCUUGACCUUUUAAGUCGUCGGAGCCCUACCUGGGACUGUAUGUUGUUGAUGUCUUUAGGUGGACAUCGGAACGUCCUUCUACCCAACUCUUGCACUGGGCAGGCCUGCUGGGCUUUUAAUUUUCAGGUCCAGGAGCAGAAUGGAGGGAUGACAUGUUGGCACUUUACAAGGGGCAGGUUGACACUUCGAAGGCAGCGAAUGCUAUGAGUAUGUCUCAACUUCAGCUUUGGCUGAAAUUUACAGCGACUCGCCUGCCUCAGCUUCCUAGUUAGCGCUGGGAUUAUAGUAAGAGCAACCACGGCCAGCUGACUUUUUUCAUUCUAUUAUCAAGUAUAUAGUUCUGUAAGUAUAUGUAAGUAAGUAUAUAGUUCUGUCUCGUAUUUCAGCGUAUGGAGUUCUUAAUGAAAUGUGGUCCAGUAUUUGAGUAAAAGCACCACUCAGUGUCACUUUAAUUUUUAUUUUUUUCUUAA